Closterium sp. Naga37s-1 is the source of this 157-nucleotide messenger RNA. NCBI's taxonomy places the organism in Eukaryota, Viridiplantae, Streptophyta, Zygnematophyceae, Desmidiales, Closteriaceae. The record is from the annotation of a GenBank genome assembly.
GAAGGUUCUCUUCAACGUGGCAUGUCGCAGGCUGCGCCUGGCCUUUCAGAUUGCCAUGGGGCACUUCCAGUCUCUACUCAACCCACCCAAGGGGGUCUGGCAGCAGGAACUCUCACCUAGGCGUGCCUUUGCUCGUAACUGGACUCAAAGCCAGUGA